CUUUUACCAAGGACCCGCCAACAUGGGCCGCGUUCGCACCAAAACCGUGAAGAAGGCGGCCCGGGUCAUCAUAGAGAAGUACUACACGCGCCUGGGCAACGACUUCCACACGAACAAGCGCGUGUGCGAGGAGAUCGCCAUUAUCCCCAGCAAGAAGCUCCGCAACAAGAUAGCAGGCUAUGUCACCCAUCUGAUGAAGCGGAUUCAGAGAGGCCCUGUAAGAGGUAUCUCCAUCAAGCUGCAGGAGGAGGAGAGAGAAAGGAGAGACAAUUACGUUCCUGAGGUCUCAGCCCUGGAUCAGGAGAUAAUUGAAGUAGAUCCUGACACUAAGGAAAUGCUGAAGCUUUUGGACUUCGGCAGUCUGUCCAACCUGCAGGUCACUCAGCCUACAGUUGGGAUGAAUUUCAAAACGCCUCGGGGACCUGUUUGAAUUUUUUCUGCAGUGCUAUAUUAUUUUCAAUAAAUCUGGGACAACAGCAAAAAAAAAAAAAAAAAAAAAAAAAAAAAAAAAAAAAAAA
Messenger RNA from Piliocolobus tephrosceles (Ugandan red Colobus), 518 nucleotides. Its product is annotated as 40S ribosomal protein S17. Gene Ontology annotation, cellular component: ribosome. The transcript has a single exon. The record is from RefSeq and is a predicted model, not a curated record. Bases 23 to 430 code for a protein of 135 amino acids. Gene Ontology annotation, biological process: translation. Gene Ontology annotation, molecular function: structural constituent of ribosome. NCBI's taxonomy places the organism in Eukaryota, Metazoa, Chordata, Mammalia, Primates, Cercopithecidae.